AUUGUMUGGGGCCCAAAACCGCUCCACCUCUCUCCCUCUCUCUGGUUCGGUGAAUACCAGAGGAAUGCCCCCGAAUUGGGCGUCGAAUUUCUGAGAAAUUACAAUGGAGAAAUCGUUCACUCUCAUUCAGACAAUUGCAACUGCUGGAGCUUUCUCUGCGAUUUCAUUCUGGUAUGGUUUCAUGUUUGGAAGAGAGUCCGCUCGAAAAGACUUGGGAGAUUUGAUCCAAGAUCUACGCCGCGGAAGUUCCAACUCCGAUUCUUCUCCUGCAGCUUCUAAUUCUUGACUUGGCACUAAUUUAUAUCAAGUAUGUUUUGAAGUAUGCUGGUGAUAUCUGAGAGGUGGUGUUGCAACCUCAGGAGCAUGGGUAGGUCAAGGCUUCGAGUGCUUGGAAAUUAAAGGAUUUUCAGCCAACAGUUUGGAUAAAUGACUCGUAAAUUUUCCUUGGGUUUGUUGAAGAUUCUGUAGAAAUGCAUACUUGCAAAGGCCUAAGUUCAGCCGGUGAAUGUCUUCUAGAAUUUUUCUGUGGUUGGAUUCUUUCUGUACCCGAUAUUGUGUUCUUGGAGAACAUUCAUCAUAGAUGAAAGUGUCUUUUGACCAUUUGGAUGAAUUUUCGUGGUAUCUAGACAAUAGAAGCUAUGCCGAGGUAAGCUUUCAACAUUUAGAUGGUUUCUUGGCGUUUGUCAGUAGUUCCUCGAUAAAUCUCAUUCAUCUUUCAUAAAGAAAAGAAAUACAUCUGAAAACCAAUUCAAACCAUGGAUAGACAUUCGUCUCUCUGUUGUUUUCUCAAGAACCAACAAAAAGGGAGCUAAAAUAUUUAGCAAAUUGUAAUUUGUUUAUCAACAUUUUGUUUU
Molecule: messenger RNA, 854 nt
Organism: Momordica charantia (bitter melon)
Lineage: Eukaryota; Viridiplantae; Streptophyta; Magnoliopsida; Cucurbitales; Cucurbitaceae
Product: Putative membrane lipoprotein
Source: RefSeq, a predicted model, not a curated record